Molecule: messenger RNA, 586 nt
Organism: Lotus japonicus
Lineage: Eukaryota; Viridiplantae; Streptophyta; Magnoliopsida; Fabales; Fabaceae
Exons: 3
Coding region: 121-360 (79 amino acids)
Source: RefSeq, a predicted model, not a curated record
UCACAUGUGUGGCGUGAAUGUGAUACACAGCGUUGUGUCAUGCGUGAGAGAGUUGUUUGAUUUUGAAAUCGGAGACGGAGACGAAGACGAAGACGAAGACUAUCAGCGUCAGCGUCAGAGAUGGGUGGAGCUCACGCUUUGAAGAGAAUACCUCGCAUCAAGUUUCCUAACAGACAUUCCAAAUCCUCUGGUUCUGCAUCUGAGGCUCCAGCUUUGUCUUCAGCAAGUGAUGCUAGUUCAUCAUUCUUUUCAAGUUCAAAGGCUUCAACAACACUCGGAGGGAAGGCCUCUCUUCAGCCCAAACGAACUCCCGUGUCUAAUGAGGAGAUUGAGGCAGUUCUGUUGGGUGGCUGCUUCUAGUCAUGACUCGGACUGUGUUCUGAAAAAUGAACUGUAUUUUUAACUCUCUACAGCUGUGAUUCAUCAAAGUUCACCUACAAUGGUGGCUUUUUCUUUUUCUUGCUUGAGUGCUAUGUUAAAGCAGUUCUCUGAUACAAAUCACCAUCGUUAAUAAUGGAAUACAGACAGGAUUGAAUUUGUUUUUUUGGUCCAAGGACAGGAUUGAAUUUGAAAAGCAUUUUAUCAA